Messenger RNA from Phalaenopsis equestris, 817 nucleotides. Its product is annotated as glyoxylate/succinic semialdehyde reductase 1-like. Gene Ontology annotation, molecular function: NADP binding; 3-hydroxybutyrate dehydrogenase activity. Gene Ontology annotation, cellular component: cytosol. Lineage: Eukaryota; Viridiplantae; Streptophyta; Magnoliopsida; Asparagales; Orchidaceae. The record is from RefSeq and is a predicted model, not a curated record. The transcript is spliced from 6 exons. Bases 134 to 802 code for a protein of 222 amino acids.
AAAAGUAGCAACACUUUCUCCCAAAAAAAUACCUGGUCAGUGGUCACCAUUUCUCCCCGUCGCUUCAGUUUUUCCAAAGAAGAGGGAGAAAACUGAGCUGAGGGGCAUCCUCUGUAGAGGGAAGAGGAAACUCAUGGAUGUAGGAUUCUUAGGUCUGGGAAUCAUGGGCAAGGCAAUGGCCCUCAACCUCCUUCGAAGCGGAUUCCGUGUUACGCUCUGGAACCGAACUCUCUCCAAGUGUCAAGGUCUUGUUGAACAUGGGGCCUCUAUAGGACAAACUCCAGCAGCUGUUGUUAGCAAGUCAAAGUAUACCAUUGCUAUGCUGGCUGAUCCAUAUGCUGCUCUCUCGGUUGUAUUUGAAAAAGAUGGAGUCCUUGAGCAAAUUUGUGAAGGAAAAGGCUACAUUGACAUGUCUACAGUUGAUGCUGCCACUUCAUUAAAGAUUAGUGAGGCUAUUACUAAGAAGGGUGGAAGUUUUCUUGAGGCUCCAGUUUCUGGCAGCAAAAAGCCGGCUGAAGAUGGUCAGUUAAUAAUACUUGCUGCUGGUGAUAAGGAAUUAUAUGAUGCUGCAAUUCCUGCAUUUGAUGUCUUAGGGAAGAAGUCCUUCUUUCUUGGAUCAGUUGGAAAUGGAGCAAAUAUGAAACUGGUGGUCAACAUGGUCAUGGGAAGUAUGAUGAACGCAUUAUCCGAAGGGCUUUCCUUGGCAAGCUCAAGUGGAUUGAGUCGGCAGACAUUUCUUGAUAUAUUGGUAAAGAAACCAACUAAAAAAAAAAAAAAUCAAAUUUCAAUAUGGUUGAUUUGAAAACUAUGCCUUUAA